Messenger RNA from Chondrus crispus (carragheen), 570 nucleotides. RefSeq lists its product as hypothetical. Gene Ontology annotation, molecular function: flavin adenine dinucleotide binding; electron-transferring-flavoprotein dehydrogenase activity. Gene Ontology annotation, cellular component: cytoplasm. The transcript has a single exon. The coding region runs from base 1 to 570 and encodes 189 amino acids. The record is from RefSeq and is a predicted model, not a curated record. Lineage: Eukaryota; Rhodophyta; Florideophyceae; Gigartinales; Gigartinaceae.
AUGGAAGCCACUCUUACUACCCCGACAAUUCUAGUAGUUGGAGGUGGCUUUGCAGGCCGAGCAGCCGUCCGGCAUUUCUUGGAUUCCCAAGUUCCAGCUCGCGUUGUUCUAGUUGACGAAAAGCCCUUCUUUGAGUUCACGCCCUCAGUUCUACGUUGCAUCGUGCAACCGAGCCACAUCGGGAAGAUUACAUUCAAUCAGCAAACCCAUCCUGAUCUCGAAUUCUUGGAAGGCCGUGUUACUUGCCUCUCGGAGACGGCGGCAACUGUGUUUAAUAUUGCUGAUGGAGUCACAUCGACCAUCCCGUAUGACUUUUGUGUAUGGGCGACUGGUGUUAAGCAUGCGCCCCCGAUUAAGCUCCAUGCUGGCAAUGCGAAAUCAACGACUGCGACUCGACGAGAGGAGUUUGAGUCCUUUCGAAGGAAAGCUUUCCAAGCGAAAGAGUGGGUGUCAAACAUGAUCCCUUUCUGCUCUUACUAUUCAUUCUUAGAGAGCAUAGCUAACUUAUGUGUCAACUUUCAGUAUUUUAAUCAUUGGCGCAGGGCCGAUUGGCGUAGAACUGGCAGCUGA